This is a messenger RNA of Elaeis guineensis (African oil palm), 2734 nucleotides long. Lineage: Eukaryota; Viridiplantae; Streptophyta; Magnoliopsida; Arecales; Arecaceae. The record is from RefSeq and is a predicted model, not a curated record.
AACCAAAGUUUGUUGUUAUAAUAUAUUAGAAAUUUCGAUCUAGAAGUUUGUUACUGUUGCAGUGUGUCUGGAUGGGAGCCCUCCUGCGUACCACCUCCACCGAGGAUUUGGCGCCGGCGCCCGCAACUGGCUUCUCCAGUUCGAGGUGAGACCGUUAAUCACCACCGUCAGAUCAAAAUUCGGACGGCUCGGAGGUUUCCCAUGAAGUCCAUCAAUCCAGGCCGUCCGAUCUAAUGGGACUCGUUUGUGGUACAGGGAGGAGGGUGGUGCAACGAUUUAACGUCGUGCUUGGAGCGAUCGAGAACCCGGCGUGGGUCCACCCGGUACAUGAACAAGCUCGAAGUCUUCUCUGGGAUCCUAAGCAACGAUUCCUCGAUGAACCCUGAUUUCUACAACUGGAAUCGUGUAAAACUUCGCUAUUGCGAUGGAGCAUCCUUUGCUGGUGACUCAGAUUACCAUAAUGCUACAACUGUUCUUUACUUCAGAGGGCAAAGGAUCUGGGAUGCUAUCAUUCUUGACCUUCUUCCGAAAGGGCUGUCUCAGGCACAAAAGGUUCUGCUUUCAGGAUGCUCUGCUGGGGGCUUGGCUACUUUCCUUCACUGCGAUGAUCUUGCUCAUCUUCUCCAUGAGGCGACAACUGUGAAAUGCAUGAGUGAUGCAGGAUUUUUCCUUGAUGUGAGGGAUAUAUCUGGCAACUACACUAUAAGGCCAUUCUUUAGGAGCUUAGUUACUCUGCAGGGGGUGCAAAAAGAUCUAAACAGAAACUGUACAGCUUCUCUUGAUUAUCCGUAUAAGUGUUUCUUUCCCCAGCAUGCAUUACCCUACAUCAGAUCACCAUAUUUUAUCUUGAAUUCGGCAUAUGAUGUAUACCAGUUUCACCAUAUAUUUGUGCCACCUUCUGCUGAUCCAGAUGGUCAUUGGAACCAUUGUAAGUCAAAUCCAGCAGCAUGCACUGCAAAUCAGAUAGCUAUUCUACAAGGUUUCAGAUCUGAAAUGCUCAUGGCAUUAAGAUUGUUUGGUGGCUCAAGCAAUGGGGGGAUGUUUAUAAAUUCCUGUUUUGCUCAUUGCCAGAGUGAACUGCAGGACACAUGGUUUGCUUCCAAUUCUCCCAGACUGCACGAUAAGACCAUUGCAGAGGUUGUUGGUGAUUGGUACUUUGAAAGGAAGGUAGCCAAGGAAAUUGACUGCCCAUAUCCUUGUGAUCACACCUGUCAAAACCUCAUACCAUCCAGUCAGGCAUAUGAAUGACACCUCAAAGAAUUCAAAUAUGUGGACCUUCAAAGGAUAGCACAGAUUACUCCAAACAUAAGGUCUUGGAGACGUUAUAAAACCUAUUUUGGGAAAAACAAAGUUGGUUCCUGGAAACUUCACCAGUUAGGCACCUUUGUUUCAAUCAUGGAGUUUGGAAGCUCUUGACUAAGAAUAAGAGUGGAGAGGAUACAUCAAUAAACUUCCAACCAUAUACAUUGAUCAGGUUGACAAUAAUUUCUGCUUCCUUAUCAUUAACAAAUCCAAAAUAAAGAGCGUGAACUAAAUCUGCACACAUAGGGAGGUUCACUUGUUUAUUUUUAUCUAUUCUUCAGAAAAUGAUUGGGCAUUUGCCUUAUUCAUUUUGAUUAAUAUAUCAGUUUUUAAUCAAACACUAUUAUCUUAUCAGCUACAGUAACUUUAUCUGUCAUCAUGGUUGUUGCAAGUGCACUAAUUACAUCAUGAUGAUUGUUCGAGUCAAGCAUUCAAAAGUAUAUCUUGUAAGCUGUCAAUGCUUCUUGCUAGUCAGUUUCCUUUUCUGAGAAAAGUGAGGGGGUUACCAUCCACCAGCCACCCUGCUGUAGGUGGGUCUAGCCCAGGUCAUUGGGUACGACAGCCAAUGACUUCACCAAUUGUACUCCUUGGUAUCCACAAGUUGGUCCUCACAUUCACAACAUGUGAGCAAAAUGUAUAAGGUUGGUUCUUUGGGAAUUAUAAGGGGAAAAGCACUUCAUGAUUUGUCAUUAAAUGACAUCUAAUUAUAAUUGGUUUGCCGAGGCUAAUUAUGGAUUGCUUGCUUGAGUGGUGCCAAUCAGGGAGGUAAUUAAAGCCCAUCUUGAAUGGAUCUAAAAUAUUGAUCAUUAUUGGAACUUCAACCAUGACCAAGGCAAACAUAUAAUUGGUACAAUAUUCCCGAACAAAGAGAUUGAGAUGGAAGUGGUUGCAUGGAAGUUAUUUAAUGAAUGGCAUGUAUCUAUACUUACCACUAAUUUAGAUUUCUACUGUUUUCCUUCCAGGAAGAAGGCAUUUAUGUCCCCCUUCAUAACUGUAUCAUCAUUAGUUUAUUGCUAAUAACAUGCAUGGUGUGGCCCUCCUCCAUCUAAGAAAGAAACCUGUUAAUUAUUUUGAGUAUAUCAAUGGAAGAAACUAGGUGGCAUGAACGCUGGAUGUUGUCCAGAAUUUGCUAGAGCAGGAAAAGUGGAAAGAUACCAAUUUCUUCCAACCAAAUGCUCACUCAGGAGUGUGUACUAAAUAUCAUGGCAUUCCAAUUUUGAUAGUUGAUUGCUCAAUGGAAGGGUGAUAAGAAAAGGAUUAUAUGUAUUAAUAAAAGCAGAAGCGUCGACAUUCUUUUUCUUUUAAUGAAAAGCUUGCUGGAGUUCUUCCCCCAACCUGAAGCAUUAGUCUUUAUGGCUUGAGAGUCAGAUUUCUUUAAGUUUGUAUAUAUUUUUGAACAACUUUAUUAACUUGAAAGCAAUGAAAAGUUGAA